Molecule: messenger RNA, 651 nt
Organism: Limulus polyphemus (Atlantic horseshoe crab)
Lineage: Eukaryota; Metazoa; Arthropoda; Merostomata; Xiphosura; Limulidae
Exons: 1
Coding region: 1-651 (216 amino acids)
Source: RefSeq, a predicted model, not a curated record
AUGGGACCAAUAUGUACACAAGUAAAAUCUGUUGAUGAACUCAUAGCAAAAGUUUUCCCAAAUCUUCCCGAAAACUAUCAAAAUCACAGGUGGCUGUGUGAAAGAGCAACAUUAGCUCCAAAGAACAAUGUUGUCAAUGUCAUCAACACACAGCUGUUGCAGCAGAUAACUGGUAAUACCCAGUGCUACAAUUCAGUUGACUCGGUGCCUGAUCAAACCCAAGUGGUCAACUAUCCCCCAGAGUUUCUGAAUUCACUUGAACCUCCAGGAGUCCCACCACAUUGUCUCAGUCUAAAAGUAGGAGCACCAAUCAUGGUACUCCGAAAUUUGGAUUCACCACUUCUGUGCAAUGGAACAAGACUGGCAGUAAAGAAGCUUAUGCCCCAUGUUAUUGAAGCUACAAUACUUUCUGGAUGUGGCAAGGGUGAAGAUGUUUUCAAUCCUAGAAUCCCACUGACUCCCACUGAUACGCCAUUUGAGUUUAAAAGACUACAGUUUGCCAUUCGCUUAAGCUUUUACAUGUCCAUCAACAAAUCGCAAAGUCAGACAUUGAAGGUAACUGGCUUGCAGUUGGAAGAGCCAUGCUUCUCUCAUGGACAGCUCUAUGUUGGAUGCUCACGUGUUGGAAACCCCAAAAAAAUAUUUAUGUAA